Messenger RNA from Ctenopharyngodon idella (grass carp), 2911 nucleotides. RefSeq names its product GTPase IMAP family member 4-like. Lineage: Eukaryota; Metazoa; Chordata; Actinopteri; Cypriniformes; Xenocyprididae. The transcript has 2 exons. The record is from RefSeq and is a predicted model, not a curated record. Gene Ontology annotation, molecular function: GTP binding. The coding region runs from base 1 to 1146 and encodes 381 amino acids.
AUGUCUGACCUACUUGGUGUUGAAGGUGAAGCAGAUGAUCUGGAGCAGUUGAGGAUUGUGCUGAUCGGGAGGACAGGAAGUGGGAAGAGUGCCACAGGAAACAGUAUUCUGGGAAGAGAUGAGUUUGUGAGUCAGCUGAGCAUGAGCGCAGUGACGACUGUUUGUCAGAAGAGAGUCGGUGAAGUCGACGGUCGAUCAGUGGCUGUUGUUGAUACUCCAGGUCUCUUUGACAUGACAUUGCCAAAAGAUCACGUGAUAGAAAAAUUGAUGAAGUGUGUUUCACUGUCAGCACCUGGACCUCACGUGUUCAUCAUUGUGUUGAGUUUGGGAAGAUUUAAUAGAGAGGAGACGGACACUGUGGAUCUGAUCAAGAAGAUCUUUGGUGCAAAAACUGCUCAGUUCAGCAUUGUUCUGUUCACUGGAGGAGACGAACUCGGAGAUGAAUCUGAAGAUUAUGUGAAGAGAAGUAAUAAUGCUGAACUCAAGAAACUGAUCCGAGACUGUGGAAACAGAUUCCUGGUGUUCAAUAACAAAGAAAAACGAGACAGAACUCAAGUGAUUCAGCUGUUCAACAUGAUAGAAGAGCUGAAACAUACGAAUGACAGUCAACACUUCACUAACAGCAUGUUUGAGGAGGCAGAGAUGGACAUUAAAAAGAGAAUGAAGAAAAUAAUGAACGAGAAGGAGAGAGAGAUUCAGGCUCAACAUGAGGAAAUAAAUACCAAAUAUGAGAUGGAAAUGAAAAACAUGAUGAAGAGACUCGAGGAAGAGAAACGAAGAGCAGAUAAGGAGAGAAUGAAAACACAGAAUCAACUGAGAGAAAAAGAGGAAAAACUCAGAAAAGAUUUUGAAGAAAAAGAGAAAAGUGAACAAGUAAAACAAGAGAUUGAAAACCAGAAACGAUUAGAAGAGGAAAAACAAAGAAGAGCUGAAUAUCAAGAGUUGAAGAGAGAGAUUGAAAAUCAGAGAUUACAGUAUGAAAAACAGCAGAAAGAAAGAGAAGAAGAAGAUAGAAAAAGAGAAGAGAAAUACAGACGAGAUCUAGAAAAGAUGAGAAAUGAGCAUGAGCGAAUUAUAGAGGAGUUACAGAUGAAACAUGAAGAGGAGAGAAAAAAAGAGAGAUUUGGAGGAGAGAAGGAGGAAUGAAGAAGAAGAGGAAGAGAUGGAAAAUAAAAAUAAAAGAGGCUGAAAAUGACAGAAAAGAGAUUCAAGAGGAAAUUAAAUGACAGCAGAGAGAGUGGGUGUCGUGAAUAUGGCUCCCACGGUUCAUCCUCCGGACCGCCGGAGGGAGCCAUCUCCGGAAUAUUGACUCUUUGCCAUUCGGACUCCAUUUCCCAUAGGCCCUCAUUCCUGGGACUGAUUGCACUUUCACCUGCACCACAUCACAUACACACUAUUUAAGACACGCACGCACACCAUAUCUUUGCGAAGUCUUGAUUUGCUACGGUAGUCAUUUCUGAGCGUUAUUCUGUGGACUGAUAUCUUGUUAUUACCCAGACUGUUUGUUGUCUGUGAACCUCUGCCGCCUGCCCUGAACUUUGCUUGUACCCUGGACUGUGAUUGUUUGUCGCCUGUCUUGAUCUCUGCCUGUGACCCGUCUCUGAUUCCUGCUGCCAGCCUCGACCCCUGCCUGUCCCUGACUACGGUAUUGUUCUGCCCUUUCCUGUACUGCUGCUGUGUUUAAUAAAGCUGCUUAUGGAUCCACACACUGUUGACCCUUCACUACAGUGGGAGGAUGAAAAGAAACAACAAAUGAGAGAACGAGAGGAAAAAGAAAGAAAGACAAAAGAGGAACAUGAGGAACAACUGAGAGAAAAACAAGAAGAACUGGAGAAAAUGAGAAAGAGAUUUGAAAGAGAGAGAGAAGAAGAAAGACAGGAGAUAGAGGAAGAGAGACAGAAACAGAAAAGAGAAAGAGAAGAAAAAGAGAGAAUAUGAGGAAAAGAUACAUGACAUGAAAAGACUGGAACGAGAGAGAACAGGAGUGGGAGAGAAGAAAACGAGAAGAUGACGAGAGAUGAGAGGAAGAGAGAUGGAUUGAUGAAGAGAUGGAUGAAGAUGAUUGAAGAUGUGAAACGAGAACAAGAAGAGGAGAUGAAGAGAAGAGAAAAAGAGGAGAAAGAGAGAAAGGAAAGAGAAGAGAAAGAGCGAGAUGAAAUGAAAAAGAAAUAUGAAGAGGAACUAAAAGUCCUGAAGAAGAAGCAUGAAGAUGAAGCCAGAAAUCAAGCAGAGCAGAAUGAGUUCAGAGAGAGAAACGAGCAGCACCUUCAGGAGCUCCAGCAGAUGCUGGAAGAACGUCACAAACAACAUGAACUACUGGAGAAACUCCACAGAAACCUGCAGGAGCAGAAAGAAGAAGAAAUAAAAGAGCUGCUGCAAGAGAUGGAGAAACUGAAGAAGAGAUCCAGCUGUGCCAUUCUCUGAUUGUGUUCAAAGAAGAAUCAAUGUUCUUCCUAAUAGUGUGUAACGAGAAUGAACUAUUGAGUGUGAUUUAUUUUUACUCAAGUCUGAAUCCAGAGGGCGCUCUCGAGCAGAAAGUCCACAGUGACACUCAUAGGGUCUGUCCCAAUGCCCAGUGUCUGAAAUCACACUUUCUCGAGUAGAUAUUUACUUAUUUUGAACAAGUUCUCACUCUGCGACUGCUAAAGAACUAUGUUCUGUAUAGAUGAACGUAACCUUGGCACACAUCCGCCAUGUUGUCAUUAUCACAUGAUCUACCAGCAUCAGCUGCGUCUCUUCACUGACAUUCAACCAACGUUAUCAGUGAUGUAUAAUCAUUUAUAUAUAGCAUUAUAUAGACUAAAAUCUGUUUGUGACACUGAAGUGUAAAACAUUGCUUCACAUAUUGUUUGAUAAUUACUAAAAUCACCAGUUAAAUUUGUCAAAUACAGAACACUUACUGAAAUAAAUU